Molecule: messenger RNA, 1689 nt
Organism: Glossina fuscipes
Lineage: Eukaryota; Metazoa; Arthropoda; Insecta; Diptera; Glossinidae
Exons: 1
Coding region: 1-1689 (562 amino acids)
Biological process (GO): glycolytic process
Cellular component (GO): cytoplasm
Molecular function (GO): potassium ion binding; magnesium ion binding; pyruvate kinase activity
Source: RefSeq, a predicted model, not a curated record
AUGGCUACAGAAAAUUUGCUUGAUGCUGAAAACCGAGCCAACAUUGAAGUCCUGGAAAGUGAAGGAGAAUUUACACUUUUACUAAAUGGUCAGAAAGAUUUAGAAUUACAAUUGGAUGAGUUUAGGAAAGCUUGCUCCGCACAUGAGAAACGUCGUAGGAAACGUUGCCGCAGACGCUAUUAUAACUUGGGUUUAAUGGCGAAAAUCGUCCUCAGAACGACUGAAGAUGAAUUAAAGAGAUUGUUGAAAAAUGGCACUAGGACAUUCCUCGUUGACACAGUAACAAACAAACCUAACGAGGUCGAAGAUUUAGUGGAAAUGUUAAAUCAUGUCCUUGAAGACUAUCAGAGUGAAGACACUUCGAUGAAAUUAGUGACAGGCUUGGCUGUAGAAAUUACAGGUGAUUCUUGUCGUGUCAGUCGUACGCACAACAAUUGCUCGAUAUUUCUGAAUAAAGGAGACAUAACAAACCUAACCAUAGACACAUGUUACAAAUAUUCCUCCUUCAAGGAAAUUAUGUAUGUUAUCAAUCUUAAGUAUUAUUUGCCUACCCUAAAAUUAUGUGACGAAAUUAAGAUUGGUCGGGAGGUACGAGGCAAAGUCGUCAAAAAGCUCAAGAAUAAUGUCGCUGUCUUCAUUGAGGAUCCAGGUUUAAUCAAUUCUUAUGAAUACAUUGAACUGCCUAAUCAAUGUUACUCUUUACAAAUUCAAACUAUGCCCGAUAUUUUCAAAGACGAUCUGGCGCUUGCCACAAAAGUUAAAGCAGACUAUAUUGUGAUGCCGCUUAUACGCUGUAUGCCAUUUUUGAAGGUGUUACGGUACAAUUUGCAGGAGUACCACAAGUUCAAAUUGAUUGGCACUAUCGAUCUGGAAUAUGUUAGUUCAAAAAUGCUGGAUCUUAUGGGAAUCAUUAAAUUGUUGGACUUCUUGUGGCUCCCUAACCUUUUCAAUUUAAGUACUGGUUUACACGCUUACAUUUGUCAAGAUGUUAUACCAAUAGCAAAAUGCCUAAAAAAACCAGUAAUUGGUACGGUACCAUUGGAGUGCUGUAGUGACUUCAAGGUCUUCGAAAAUCACGAGUUCCUGUGGAAAAUCGAUUGCAUCUUUAUUGAGAAGAGUCAAUGGUGUAAUAAAUAUCCGCUAAUAGUGAAGAAGUUACUGCCUAUCAAAGAUUUUCGCAUAGGUGUUGUUGAUAAUGCUUCGACUUUAAAAGAUAUAUUAUUCUCAUACCAGUCGAUUGUGAAUUUUAUAAUACGCACUAUCAGUUCUAUAGAAUGUCAAGCGAUAUUUUUGUAUAGCAAAUGUGAAGGAGCAACCACUGCAUUGGCACGUGUCGAAAUUUAUUGCCCUGUUUACGUUAUGCUACCACUAGAACAAGCGGAUUCUGAUAAAGAUGAACAAAAAUUAUACCCCAUUGAAUUAGCGAAGUCUCUAAACCUCAGACGUAACUUACGUUGCAUCGUCUAUACGAAGGAAAUGAAUUUCUGCGAGUAUAAGCCGAUCGAGUAUGGAAUUGAGUACGCUCGUCGGGUUGGCUGUUUGGAGACUGGCGACUUUGUUAUUACAUUGGAAGUAUGCAAAGAAGGUGGUGAAAACAAGGUAGAAUUGGGCGUAGGCGAAGAUGUGGUUAUAAUGCGAGCAUUCUAUCUGCCACCCCCGGUACCGGGAGAAAAAUACCUUUGCAACUAA